Molecule: messenger RNA, 3610 nt
Organism: Diceros bicornis minor
Lineage: Eukaryota; Metazoa; Chordata; Mammalia; Perissodactyla; Rhinocerotidae
Gene: ZBTB14
Product: zinc finger and BTB domain containing 14
Exons: 3
Coding region: 388-1737 (449 amino acids)
Biological process (GO): regulation of transcription by RNA polymerase II
Cellular component (GO): nucleus
Molecular function (GO): RNA polymerase II cis-regulatory region sequence-specific DNA binding; DNA-binding transcription factor activity, RNA polymerase II-specific; protein binding
Source: RefSeq, a predicted model, not a curated record
UGCGCAAGCCGGCGGCGCGCCUUCCCCCCAGCCCGCACCGCGCAUGCACGGGAAGGGGGGGUGCCGGUGGGGGUGUUCACGGCCGGCUAGACAUUCUGUGCUCGUGCAGGAGGAGGGCUGCUAUCAUCAGGGACGUGCACGAUUCCCCCCUACCCCGCCCCCUCCCCAAACUCCAAAAAAAAAAAAAAAUUCAAAACACAUUGCCACCCACCGUGCCCCCGCGCCCCGCGUCCAUCCCGUCCCCGGCCUGCGUGCAGUGAGCGUGGGGAGCCCACGGCGAGUGUCUGUGGCUGUGCCAGGCUGCAGGACUGGCGUGUCCCUGAUCAGAGUUAUUCUGAUCUGAAGAAUUUGGUGUUUAAAGCAUUAAGAUAAUAGCCUGAGUUGUUCAUGGAGUUUUUCAUCAGUAUGUCUGAAACCAUUAAAUAUAAUGACGAUGAUCAUAAAACUCUGUUUCUGAAAACACUAAAUGAACAACGCCUAGAAGGAGAAUUUUGUGAUAUUGCUAUUGUGGUUGAAGAUGUGAAAUUCAGAGCACACAGGUGUGUUCUUGCCGCCUGUAGCACCUACUUUAAAAAGCUCUUCAAGAAGCUUGAGGUGGAUAGCUCUUCAGUAAUAGAAAUAGAUUUUCUCCGUUCUGAUAUAUUUGAAGAGGUCCUGAACUACAUGUACACAGCAAAGAUUUCUGUGAAAAAGGAAGAUGUUAACUUAAUGAUGUCAUCGGGUCAGAUUCUUGGUAUCCGAUUUUUGGAUAAACUCUGUUCUCAGAAGCGUGAUGUAUCUAGUCCUGAUGAAAAUAAUGGCCAAUCAAAAAGUAAGUAUUGCCUCAAAAUAAAUCGCCCCAUCGGAGAUGCUGCUGACACUCAGGAUGAUGAUGUGGAGGAGAUUGGAGAUCAGGAUGACAGUCCUUCUGAUGACACGGUAGAAGGCACCCCCCCAAGUCAGGAGGACGGCAAGUCACCUACGACUACGCUCAGGGUUCAGGAAGCGAUCUUGAAAGAGCUGGGGAGCGAGGAAGUUCGAAAAGUAAAUUGCUACGGCCAGGAAGUAGAAUCCAUGGAGACCCCAGAAUCGAAAGAUUUGGGGUCCCAGACCCCUCAAGCCUUAACAUUUAAUGAUGGAAUGAGUGAAGUGAAAGACGAACAGACGCCAGGCUGGACAACGGCUGCCAGUGACAUGAAGUUCGAGUACUUGCUUUACGGCCACCAUCGGGAGCAGAUCGCCUGUCAGGCAUGUGGGAAGACAUUUUCUGACGAAGGCAGAUUGAGGAAACAUGAAAAACUCCACACGGCGGACCGGCCGUUUGUCUGCGAAAUGUGUACAAAAGGUUUUACCACACAGGCCCACCUGAAAGAACACCUGAAAAUCCACACGGGGUACAAGCCCUACAGUUGCGAGGUGUGUGGGAAAUCAUUUAUUCGCGCCCCAGACUUAAAGAAGCACGAGAGGGUCCACAGUAAUGAAAGACCGUUCGCCUGCCACAUGUGUGACAAAGCCUUCAAACACAAGUCCCACCUCAAAGAUCACGAACGAAGACACAGAGGGGAAAAGCCUUUUGUGUGUGGCUCCUGUACCAAGGCAUUUGCCAAGGCUUCUGAUCUGAAAAGGCACGAGAACAAUAUGCACAGUGAAAGGAAGCAGGUGACCCCCAGUGCCAUCCAGAGCGAGACAGAACAGUUGCAGGCGGCGGCCAUGGCUGCUGAGGCCGAGCAGCAGUUGGAAACAAUAGCCUGUAGCUAGAGGUGACGGGACAGGAACACUUUGCCUGAGCCGUGGAGACUGAGAUUGCAUUGUUCGUAAUACAGGAACGCCAGUCACUGUAUUUUUGUGGAAACUUACAAGCAUUAUACUCACUGGACUUAAGGCAGUGCUUGGUUAGGUAUUUUUAAAACUUUUCAAGGAAAUAACAUUCCUUGUUUCUGGCCAAACCGUUUCACUGUCCUGUCUGGUGUCUGGUGUUAUUGUUGCCAGGAAGCCCCCCUCCUCUUUUUUAUGAUUUUAAUUUGAGAACUCCUGUGUCCAGUACAGAAGUGAGAGACUUUCAGUCCAUUUUUAAUUCCUCUCUACACUUGCUGCACUGGUGAGUGCACUGCAUAGAGUGAGAAUUGAGUAAAUUGAUUUCCUAAUCAUCACAAUUACAAGUGACUUAUGGUCAAAACGGCAUUUUUAAUAACUUAAUAAAAGUACUUCAUGUAGAUGCAGAAAAUAUUGGUGGGUGGUUGGCCAACAACACUGCGCAGAUAUGAAAACAAGUUCUGGAAAUGCAGAAUGGUCUUAGAUUUACAAUUGGUUUGUUAAUUUUAUAUCACUCUUUUUCACGGUUUUUGUGGACAAGUAAUGGUUGCUUUGCUGAAGUGUUUCUUUAUCCAUUUUUGAUUGCCUGUCCCUUCCCCAAAAGAUGUAGUCGCAAGUCCUGAUGGCGGAGCAAGCCCACAGGGAUGUUGGUGGUCUGAGGGCUGAGUUCUCGCGUUCCUAUUGUUUGGGGCAUUGCUACUCUGCAACGGAUGGGGUUUGUGGAGUGGACCAGUGGUGAGCAGAUUAGAAAAGGGUGCAUAAGAACCUGGCUCUCAGAGGCAAGGUUUUCACAUUUGCAACGAUUCCAAGAUUUUCUAGAUCAAAAUAAUUCUUAAUUGAUUUUGAAAUUGAAUUUUUAUUUAGGAUCAAAAUUAGGACAUUUGCCUAAUUUUGCCACUUCAGAUACAUAUGUGUAACUUAACAUGAUGUCAUCAUGCUUUUGGGCCCUGUGCAGCACACAAUUUAUCCAUAAAGGAGAUGCAAUAUCCUUACCUAAAUUAGUACAUUUAAAAUCUUUUAAGUGUGUAAAUAGUAUAGAAGUGUUGGUCUUAUGUAUUUCAAGUAAAAGUAGACAGCUGCACUUUUUUUGCACAUUGGAUUAAAAUAACUUCCAUCAGCAACCAACAUCAGUCUGUUUUUAACCAAUAUUAAAGAUUGUCAGACCAAAUGUUUAUGUUUCUGAAAUAUAUUUCAUCACUGGUUACAGUUUUAAGUAGAAGUUGAUUGCCUUUUCAUAGCUGUAAACAGAAUUAUAAACACUUCCAAUUUUGGUGUACGAAAAUUUUUUAUCAUUUCUUUAGGAAUAUAUUGAAAUACCAACAAUAAUUUGAAUUAUAUUCUGUAAUAAAAUAUUGGUUAUUUUAGAGUGUACAGUUUUAGAAAAAUGUCAAUUUUUAAAAUUUAUUUUUGGUUGCUAGGAUUUUUUUUUAAGAUACAUUAAAGUAAUUUCAUUUCAUAGCUUGUUGCAUUAACACCUGUAAUUACUAUUGUGGGAGAAAUUUUAUUUUUUAACUUGAUGUAUAUGUUAUGCCCAAGAUUGUAGGAUGAAGAUGCUACCUUUUUAAGAGCCUUAUUUAUUGGUAAAAUGUUUAAUUUAGUUUAAAAUUAAUUUAAUUUCUUUUCUUAAAAGUUGUUUAUUCUGCCCUAAGAAUAGUCCUGUCACUGUGUUUAUAUACUGUUAGUAUAAGGGGAACUGAUUGCUGUUCCUGGGCUGUUUUAACCAAAGCAAAGGAAAAAUAAUUUAACAUCUUGUUGAUAGCCACUCAGCAAACCAUUUUUUGGGCCUUCGUUUUUGUACAUAAAAGAAAGUAUACUUCUA